Messenger RNA from Medioppia subpectinata, 849 nucleotides. The record is from the annotation of a GenBank genome assembly. Lineage: Eukaryota; Metazoa; Arthropoda; Arachnida; Sarcoptiformes; Oppiidae.
AUGGCAAUCGUAUACAGGUUUGCAUUGGCUUCCAGUGCUGGUUAUGCUGUGCAGCGAGUGUUUGAGCCUAGAGUUGGAGACGCUGAUUUCGAUGCCUAUUGGGAAGAAGAGGCCCGAAAUCCGAAUCGAAACCGAAUCCGAAUCGGACGUCAAUAUCAGGCGACUGUUCCGCCGAUUCUAAAACAAGGUGAAAGUGAUGGCAGAAAUCUUGAAGAGUUAGAGACAUUGAGGUGGAAGUCAGACAAUGAGCUAACAGAUCAACAAUUGGACGAAUACUUAUCAGUGGCCAAAGCGGUCGGUCUGUUUGCCCGAGCGAUCGACAAGAAUUAUGUCGAAAAUAAUAGCGUUAACAGCGAUAGUCAUAAAGAGCCCGAAAAUUCAAGCGAAACCAAUCCUAACAACACCUCCAAUGAAAACACGGAAAAUUGCGACAAAAGCGACGAUAAGACUAAAGACGACUCUUCAGCUUCGGGCUCGACCUCCACUUUGAAGGACCACAACAUUCAAAACACACUCAAAGGACUGUCUGAGUUCGUGUCUUCACAUCAUCCCUCACAUCAUACGACCGGAUGUCGAGUUGAGACAAUUCCAGAAGCGGUGAAUCCAUCGGAAAGUGCAAACAAUUUAACGAAUCAGUUGUCGGCCGAAUGGAACCAAAAUGAAAUGAAAUUGUUUUCGCGAGCGCUUGAGGUUUGCGGCAAGAAUUUCGGUGCAAUAAAGAAGGACUUCCUUCCCUGGAAAUCAGUGAAGAGUAUGCUCUCACACGCUCUACCAUUCGCUCCAUUGGCGUCAUUCGACAAAUUCAUACCUCCGUUAACAGCAUUGGGUUUGUUAUUACUUAAGCGAUAA